UUGUUUAUUUCGUAUAAGCUACCUUUAAUGACUUCUCAAAAUUUAUCUUCUGUAAUUUCAAUAACUUCAUAUGAUUCAUCUUCAAUAGCUUCGCAUUAUUCAUCUGAAGCUGAAAGAGAAACUGAAAAUGAAACACGUUCAAAACAUCCUAGAGGAAGACUACUGGAUCCUGUUUAG
Messenger RNA from Scutellospora calospora, 177 nucleotides. The record is from the annotation of a GenBank genome assembly. NCBI's taxonomy places the organism in Eukaryota, Fungi, Glomeromycota, Glomeromycetes, Diversisporales, Gigasporaceae.